Molecule: messenger RNA, 3030 nt
Organism: Clupea harengus (Atlantic herring)
Lineage: Eukaryota; Metazoa; Chordata; Actinopteri; Clupeiformes; Clupeidae
Product: NLR family CARD domain-containing protein 3-like
Exons: 6
Coding region: 132-2951 (939 amino acids)
Molecular function (GO): protein binding
Source: RefSeq, a predicted model, not a curated record
GUUUCUGCAGGCAGUGCAUCAGCAGCUAUUGGGAGCAGCCUGGACUACCAGGAGACCAAGCCUAUCCCCAGUGUGGAAAGACAUGCAGAACUCAACCUCCUCUACAGCCUCUUCUGGAUGAACCCACAGACAUGGUAGAAAGCAGCAGACACCUGCACACUGAACACACACCAGACAGAAGGAGCAAACUAGCUGAUGAAGUCCUGAGGAGAGUUAUAGAGAAGCAUAAAGCCAGUCUGAAGGGGAAGUUUGAGAACAUAUCUGAAGGCAUCAUCAAACCAGGAGCUGAGACACCCCUCAAUAAGAUCUACACAGAGCUCUACAUCACAGAGGGAGAGAGUGAAGGGGUGAAUAAGGAACAUGAGGUUUGGCAGGUAGAGUCAGCAUCCAGAGCACAAACCACAGAAGACACACCAAUCAACUGCAAUGACAUCUUCAAGCCCUUACCUGGACAGGAGAAGCACAUCAGAACUGUGAUGACCAAAGGUGUUGCUGGCAUUGGAAAAACAGUCUCAGUGCAGAAGUUCAUUCUUGAUUGGAUAGAUGGGGUAGCCAAUCAGAAUGUAGACUUUAUAUUUCCCCUUCCUUUCCGUGAGCUGAAUUUGGUCAGGAGUGAUAAGUAUAGUCUUCACAAGCUUCUGCUUGACUUCCAUCCUGAACUGAAGGAGCUGAAGGAUGGUGAAGAAUACAACAACUGUCAGGUUGUGUUCAUCUUUGAUGGUUUGGAUGAGAGUCGAUUACCUCUGAAUUUCCAACAGAACAUGAUAUCUGAUUUAAAACAAACAUCAUCAGUGGAUGUUCUGAUGACAAGCCUCAUUCAGGGAACUCUGCUUCCCUCUGCACACAUCUGGAUAACCUCACGACCAGCAGCAGCCAGUCAAAUUCCUGCUCAGUGCAUCGAUCAGGUGACAGAAGUACGAGGGUUCAAUGACCCUCAGAAGGAAGAGUACUUCAGGAAGAGAAUCAGUGAUGAGAGUCAGGCCAGCAGAAUCAUCUCACACAUUAAGGCAUCCAGGAGUCUCCACAUCAUGUGCCACAUUCCAGUCUUCUGUUGGAUUGCAGCCACUGUACUUCAGCAGAUGCUGGACAACACUAAAGACAUUCCCAAAACUCUGACUGAGAUGUUCAUACGCUUCUUGCUCAUCCAGACCAGAAGGAAGGAUCAGAAGUAUCAGAGUGGAACUGAGACAGAUCAAGAGAAACUUCUAAAAUCUCAGAAGGAAAUUUUACUGAAGCUUGGAGAACUGGCUUUCAUUAAUCUAGAGAAUGGCAAUCUGAUGUUUUACGAGGGAGAUCUGAAAGAGUGUGGCAUUGAUGUCAGUGAAGCCUCAGUGUACUCUGGCAUGUGCACUGAAAUCUUCAAGGAAGAAUCUGUGUUUCACCAGAGGAAGGUCUACUGCUUUGUGCAUCUGAGCAUCCAGGAGUUUCUGGCUGCUGUGUUUGUGUUUCACACUUAUGUGACUGAGAACUUUGAGGCCCUGAAAUCCCUCCUCAGUGAAGAACAUAAACCCAGUCAUGUUUUAUCAUCUAUUCAAUCAGUGAUGGGCUUACAAUCUCAAGAUCAUCUACAUGUGUUACUCAAGAGUGCAGUGGAUGAGGCUUUGAAGAGCAGGAAUGGACACCUGGAUCUUUUCCUUCGCUUCCUUAUGGGCAUCUCUCUGAAGAGCAAUCAGAGACUUUUGAAAGGUCUACUGAACCAGAAACACAGCAGCUCAAAGAGCACCAAGGAAAUAUGUCAAUACAUUAAGAAGCUCAACAGCGAAGAUCUCUCUCCUGAACGAUGCAUCAAUCUUUUCCAUUGCUUAUUUGAAAUGAACGAUCAUUCCAUGCACAAAGAAAUAAAAAAAUAUCAGGAGUCACCAAAGAACAUCAAACAGAAAUUGUCUCCUGCCCACUGUUCAGCACUGGCCCACAUGCUUCUGAUGUCUGAGGAGGUGCUGGAUGAGUUUGACCUCAAGAAAUACAACACAUUAGAUGAGGGACGCAGGAGAUUGCUCCCUGCUGUGAGAUGCUACAGAAGGGCACGACUUGCUGAAUGCACACUUACAGAUAAGUCCUGUGGAAUUGUGGCUACAGUUCUACAGUCACCAAACUCCCUGACAGAGCUGGAUCUGUGUAACAAUGACCUGGGAGAUUCUGGAGUUCAACUUCUCUCUAAUGGAUUGUCUAGUCCCCACUGCAAACUGCAGACAUUAAGGCUCUCUGAUUGUCUCAUCUCAGAAAAGGGUUGUAUUUGUCUGGCUUCAGCUCUUUCUUCAAACCCCUCCCACCUAAAAGAGCUGGAUCUGAGCUACAAUUAUCCCGGAGAAUCAGGACUGAAGCUGUUAUCUGUUAGGCUGGAGGAUCCUGACUGUAAACUGGAGACGCUUAAAACUGACCAUGCUUCUGAAAACAGAGCACGACCACGUUUGCUGAGAUAUGCCUGUGAGCUCACACUGGACCCAAACACAGCAGGCAUACAUCUCUCUCUCUCUGAGGGGAACAGAAAGGUGACAUGGAUGGAUAAGGAGCAGCCGUAUCCUGACCACCCAGAGAGAUUUGACUGCUGGGAACAGGUGUUGUGUAGAGAGGGUCAGUCUGGACGCUGCUACUGGGAGGCUGAGUGGAGUGGGGAUGGGGCUUAUAUAUCUGUGGCGUAUAAAAGCAUCCAGAGGAAAGGGAGGAGUAAUGAGAGCACACUGGGACGUAAUGACAAGUCCUGGAGUCUGGACUGCUCUCCUGACAGUUACUCUGCCAGCCACAAUAAUGAAGACACUGUCAUACCUGUCCCCUCCUCCCGCUCCAGAAGAGUAGGAGUGUACCUGGACUGGCCAGCCGGCACUCUGUCCUUCUACAGCGUCUCCUCUGACACACUCACCCACCUGCACACGUUCCACUCCACAUUCACUGAGCCCCUCUAUCCUGGGUUUUUGGUUUAUUACUCCUCAGUGUCCCUGUGCCAGAUCACAUGACCUCCCCAUGCUGCAGGAACACAGGAGUCACCCACUCCUAUUCAUACACAUGUGUGGUGCUGUGAUGCUAUGGAAAUAG